Patiria miniata (bat star) is the source of this 2179-nucleotide messenger RNA. RefSeq names its product N-acyl-phosphatidylethanolamine-hydrolyzing phospholipase D-like. The transcript is spliced from 5 exons. Gene Ontology annotation, cellular component: cytoplasm; membrane-bounded organelle. Gene Ontology annotation, biological process: N-acylethanolamine metabolic process; N-acylphosphatidylethanolamine metabolic process. The record is from RefSeq and is a predicted model, not a curated record. Gene Ontology annotation, molecular function: N-acylphosphatidylethanolamine-specific phospholipase D activity. NCBI's taxonomy places the organism in Eukaryota, Metazoa, Echinodermata, Asteroidea, Valvatida, Asterinidae. Bases 1 to 1068 code for a protein of 355 amino acids.
AUGGCGUGCGAUGUGGUGCAGAAUGCAGUCCGCUUUGGUACCCUGGAUCCGCGUAAGAUGGAGGACGUUACAAGCUCGGUGUUACGUGAUGGAUGUUUCGUGAACCCAUGGGACACGUGGAGGGAACCAUCUUUCGGCACCGGUCUCAAGUUCAUGUUCACGCGCAGUGAGAGUAGACUGCCUUCUAAACAGGAGCUUGAUCAAAUUCUACCCGUGUUGACCCCUGACUUUAGUGCCCCACCCAACUCCGGCAUCAAGGUGACAUGGCUCGGGCAUGCGAGCCUCCUGGUUCAAUUCGACGGAGUCUCCAUCCUGACCGACCCCAUCUUCAGUAGCUUCUGCGGGCCGGCUUCCCUAGUGGGCUACAAACGCUACCGGCCGGCGCCCUGCACCGUCCAAGAGCUGCCCAAGAUCCACGCCGUCGUCAUCAGCAAUUCUCACUACGACAACUUGGACCUGCCGACGGUGGAGCAGCUCAACAAUCGCUUCGGAAGGAACCUGAGAUGGUUCGUCCCCCUCGGCAUGAAGGACUGGUUCACCAAGACUGGCGUGGAGGACGUUAUCGAGCUGGACUGGUGGCAGGAGAACAACAUCCCAUCCCACAGUGAGGUCACUUUCGCCUUCACCCCAGCCCAAUACUGGUCCAUGCGCAACUACAUCGACAGGAACAAGAGUCUGUGGGGGAGCUGGUCUAUCAUCGGACCCUAUCACAGCUUCUUCUUUGCAGGAGACACGGGCUACUGCAAAGCAUUCAAGGAUAUCGGGCGGAGGUACGGCCCAUUUGACUUGGCUGCCAUCCCCAUCGGAGCUUACAAGCCAAGAGCUUUGUUGAGCCCUCAGCAUGUCGACCCGCCCGAAGCCGUGCAGAUCCAUUCGGACAUUCAGGCCAGGCAAUCCGUGGGCAUCCACUGGGGAACGUUCCAGCUGGGAAAGGAGGGUUACUUGGCCCCACUUGAGGACCUCAAGAUUGCCCUGGAUAAGGUCCGUCUGACGGACCAGGACUUCUUCACCCUGAAGCACGGGGAGACCAGACUAUUGGCAGAAGAAGAGGAUCAAAGAGGAGAGUGAAUCCACCUGAUGAGAUCCCGAUAGCUACGUUUUUGGUUAUGGCUAAGGACAAUGGCGCUCUCAUAACGCACAGCCAUGGUCAAAUGAGACAAAAUACUCAUUGAGACAUGGUCUUUAUUGACACAUUUGGCUAUCGAUAUGAUUAUGACUGUGGCUAUGUUAAUUUGGUGGUGCUGUAAUACAUGAACAGCCGUAGCAAGAUGAGACAAACCUCAUUGAGAUAUGGCCUGACACCGUGACCAUUAUCGACACUCUCACUUGGCUAAUGACUACUGCUGUAGUGGGGCUCUUAUAAUGCAAGACCAUAUCUAAACUGACACAAAAAUAAGGCAUUGAGACACACACAGAAACACUCUAUCAUUAUGAGCACAUAAUCCGCUCAGAUCCUUCAGGAGUUUUAGUAAGAUUUUUAAGAAAUUCACAGGUUUUUGCUAUGUUUGUCCAUACAGCAAGGAAGCUGGCUGUAUAGUUUGUCUAAACCAGUUUUUCUAACGGGAAUAAAGUGACUUGGCCUAUUUUAAACAAGUUCGAAAUAGGUUAGUGGCCUGGUCAUUCGGCUUGGGUCAUUAUCCGCGGCCAGGCCCCUAGCCGGUUAAACCGGCCGGACCCAUAUUUAUUCCUAUUUAUAAAUACUGUUCCGUCAAAAAGUCAAUAAUUCACAAAUCGCUAAUGAUUUUGUUCAACAGUUUACUUAAUGUUUAUGAAACGCCCCUCUUGUCAUGUCUAUGGCAUGUGCCUCUUGCGCGAAGUGCUCAAAAUCUCCUUACAUGGAAAUUAUCGAGUGCGGUGUGGUGCAAAAUGCAGUAAUUGUGUUGAAAAGCGGCUGGUAUUUUAUCAGCCGUUUAAAACCACCCACAUGACGGGCCCUUGAAUAAUAGGAAUGGGUAAACUGUCUCAGUUAUUUACAAAUAUAUUUUAUCAGUCAGCAUAUACCCCACAAUUCUCAAAAAAUGUAUAAACACAUCCUGUUCUUGGAAUGGAAAUUUUCGUUUACCCUGACUUUUCCGCACCUCAUUACAAAACUACAAUGGUGACUUUGUACGUUUUGAAUUUUUUCUUCAAAAUGUUGUUUUGAAUCUUGAAAUAAAACAACAACAAUUACAACACGUUA